Molecule: messenger RNA, 415 nt
Organism: Kogia breviceps (pygmy sperm whale)
Lineage: Eukaryota; Metazoa; Chordata; Mammalia; Artiodactyla; Physeteridae
Source: RefSeq, a predicted model, not a curated record
AUGCCUAAAGCUGAGGAUGGCACAGAAAUUAAGAAAACCAGCCCUCCCUCCCCCGCCCCAAAGCACAAGAUAAUGCCAGAGGAAUUUAAAGCUGAUGGAAUAUACGGCUGUUCUGUCGCUAAUCAUCUCAGUUCGGAUGUGGAAAGUUCUUCUGUGCUGUAUGCAAAGGCACCUGUCAUCUUGGCUAUUGGAAGAAAUAUCACCAGACCGGAGCACAGCCAUCUCUCCGUCGUGAUUGGAGGCAUCGUGGAAGCACCCCAGCGACCAAACGUGACCAUCCAAUGUCCUGUAAAAGACUCUAGGUCCACCCACAUGUCUACAAAUGACCCAAUUUUGCUCGACAUCACUAAUUAUUAGAGAAAUGCAAAUCAAAACUACAAUGAGGUAUCACGUCACACCGGUCAGAAUGGCCGUC